AUGAAAAAAUUGAAUAAUAAAAGAGGAUAAUAUUCCCAUGGAGGUGGAAACAUGUGGAAAGAUUAAAAAGAUGAGAGCUUAUGGAGAAAUACUCACUCAAUGAGCAUGAUAGAUCUAGAUAAGAAUGAGCAAUCUGAAUUAAACAUCAAUGUUAACUAUCAUCUUGAAAAUGAGGAAAUAUUUAAAUAAGAAUCUAGUAAAGAUGAUCAUAUCUAUACCAUAAAGAAAUCUCUUGUAGAAAAGGAAUUAGAGAAGUUAAAUAGGUAAUAACAAAUUAAUCAAUUCAAUAAGGAUUUGAAAACUUUUAAUUUGGUGAAAUCACCUUCUAAAUAGAUGCCUAUAAUCUAAGAAAUAGACUAUGACAGUAAUAUUGGAAGAAUAAAAACGCAAGAUACUUAUGAUACAAACGACAAUUAACUUUCAAUAGCAGAUGUUUUAAAAUAAAGAAAAAAAUUGAUUCAAUAAAAUAAUCUUCUUAAAAAAUAAUUAAAUUCUUCUCGACUUAAGAAGAAUGUCAAUCCAAUAUUGAACCCAGACACUCAUUCAUCAGUCAUUACUAUUUCAACAAAUUCAAAUAAAGUUUUUGACGUUAAGCCUCUAUCAUUAUUAACUUCUUCAAGAUUUAAGUAAAAUAAUGCAACAGCAAAUGUUCCAUAGAAAAUAUAAUUACAUCAAAUACCAUCAUAAUUCUAAUUGAAGAAUCAAAUUAAUGAAAAACCCUUUAUAAGAGAUGCUUCAGUACUCAGUAAUUAGAAAGAUAGCCUGCCAUCAUUUAGAAGUUAAAAAUAAAAAGAGCAAUAGGAAAAAAAAGAUCCAUCUAAAGCAAACUAGAUCACUAAUGCUAAUAACAGUAAUGUAACUCUAACUUAUAAUGAGGCAGAGGACUUUAUUCUACUUAAAGAUAAUGGAAACUCAGAGACAUAUAAUUUUUUUCUAAAAAACGACAAUAUACCUUUAAAGACUAAAAAGUAAAUCUAAUCGCAUAUAGAAAACGAUGUUUGA
Stylonychia lemnae is the source of this 1002-nucleotide messenger RNA. NCBI's taxonomy places the organism in Eukaryota, Ciliophora, Spirotrichea, Sporadotrichida, Oxytrichidae. The record is from the annotation of a GenBank genome assembly.